Messenger RNA from Cephus cinctus (wheat stem sawfly), 7271 nucleotides. RefSeq lists its product as uncharacterized. The record is from RefSeq and is a predicted model, not a curated record. The transcript has 6 exons. NCBI's taxonomy places the organism in Eukaryota, Metazoa, Arthropoda, Insecta, Hymenoptera, Cephidae. Bases 744 to 4607 code for a protein of 1287 amino acids.
UUCAGACAGACUUGGCAUGCGGUAUAAUAAAAGAUCGACAACCGUUUGCCACUCGUGACAUACCGAUCUUCCAAUUACCAUUCCUCGCUGCGGAUAUAGCGCGAACCAUGACUCGUCACCUCUGACGGCAGUCGAGAAAAGACGUUAAUAGAUUUUUGGCGGUUAUUCGUGCUUUAGGACUACUUUCAUCGAAUGCCAUAUUUAUUUUAUUCCUUAUGGCAUCUAAUACACCGCCUCUUUAAGCAGCCUCUUUAAUGGCUGCUUACAGUGAAAACGUCGCGGACACUUCGUACGCGACGUCACCGCCUCGCGCUCUACGCCACAUUUACCGGCUGUUCUAUUCUAUUUCUGGUACUAUUCUAGUCCGGGGCAACUUCCAAGCGGCAUCGUUCGUAACUCCGCUCCCCUCGUAACCAGUUGGAACUCAGCAUCGUGUGUGAUAGAUACUCAACCUUAGGACUUGGUCGUGGAAGUCUUAUCGGUUGGGUUAUCAGAAGGAGGUUCUUUUUUUUCUUGGCAGGUCUCUUACUUAUCCUUCACUCUGACAGACUUCCUGUACACACUUAAGAAGUGAAUACGGUGCUGAGAAGAGAUCAAUUGUUUGAGACGGUUCACCAGGACUGUUACGGUCUAUGUUACGGUCUAUGGUCUAUGGACUACUGUGAUCUUGUAUCGUGAGUGGAAGAGUGCUACUCGACCUGGUGGCUUCGACCUAGGGACACCGUGGAAACAGGAAGGCCAGGAUGCAGUGGCGCCGGCAAAGAAGAGUUACCCACGUGAUUGGAUCCUCUAAUCAUGUUCUACUAUUAGCGAGGUACCAAGACGCUCCGCCGGGUGAAGAAGACGAGGAGGACGGAUUGCGAAAUGGUUACGUUAGAGGUCAAGAAAAUGGCUCAAGCUCGCGGACAUUCGAUCGCAAUGCCCAAACGAACUACAAGCCCCGGAGAACCUACACAGGAAAUACGAGCGGCUACGGGAGCAGCAGUUCCAGAUCGAGGAAGGAUGAUUCCGCGGAUUCCCCGUCACAGCCGAAGAUCAUCUUCAACGAGGACGAGUACACACGAAUCACUACGCCGAGGCAGGAUGUCCUCUUCAAGAAGGGGUACCUGUCGCAAAAGAAACCCUGGGCUAGUACAGCCAGUACCAGUGCCACGCCUUCAACGACAGAGAGUCAAUCUGCCUCUCACUCGACAGCAGACGGUAGUGAGACUACCGAGGACCAACAGCUCUUAGACAGAGACAGCGCAGCUGGUGAAUUCCCUCCAGUUAUUGAAAUGGCACCACCGCGUGCGUACGGAACCAUCUAUGAUCAUAAUAGUGGAUACUAUUACGAAUAUCCACUGAUGAUAGUUGGACCACCAGUACCUAGUCAGGUUGGACCUAAUGUUCUAGCAGCAGUGCCAUGUGGUCCUGUACCCUUAAGGCCUAUCGAAUGGGUCAAUCCUGCGUUUGUACCAAGGCUAGCCAGCAAUCAAUACGGCAUGGUGGAUUACCAGGUCGAACACAGUCCGGAGAUUGCCAUGGACCCUGGCACAGAAUUGAUCAACGCUGAAGCAGCAAAUGGAAACGAAAGCGAAUCUGGAACUGCAAAUGGGGUUGAGAGUGGUGCUGAUGAGGAACCCACGGAAGACACUAUCGAGGAACCUGUGGAAGAAGUCAUCGAGGAACCUCUGGAGGAAGUCAUUGAGAACGGCCCUAUACCAUUUAUGGAUCCAGCGAUAGCGCAGCCUAUUCAUAUACCCCACAUACCUCCAGGGCCACAGCAGUACAUGUAUCCUGGCCACUUUAUGUUUGGACCAUCCCUAGUCAACGUCAACGGUGUGACGAUACAGACUGGUCCCAUGGUCAGGAGCAACGACGCGGCUGUCACCACGGCGGCGGCGGCAGCCAAACGAAGGAAAAAGAAAAAAAGAAGAAAGCAGAAACGACUUGCUCAGGGUAAUACCGAAGACGAGGAAGAGGAAGAAUACAGUUCGGACUGUGACCCUGGUGCAACAUCAUCUCGACUUCCUUGGGCAGCUAAUUCAUCCAAGGGUACAACCACGAGCACUAGUGUACAUCGACCGCUGAAUCCCGAAUGUCAGGAAUUUCAGCUCCGAAGCAUUGUCCAGCCUGAAGUUUCGGCAGUCGCGAAUAAUAGCGAUGCUGCUGUUGUGCCUGAUGUAUCUUCUAUUGAGGAAAGUCCUCCCGCUGAUUGUUCAUCUGGUUUGUCUGGGCCACUCCAAGCAUCGUCAUUGGGAUCGGUCGAGACAACUUCAGAAUCGAUUGAAACAACGUCUACGAGUACAGAAGCCUUGGAGAUCAGUGGCAAGAUACCUAAUAACGUACUGGAUAAAUCUAAUGGAGAUAUGUUGAAAAAUAAUACUUCCAGAUUGGUUUCCGAAUCAAUCAACGAAGAUUCCUCGUCCGUUUGCCUCAAUGAUCGAUCCGAUGAUCUGGACAACGACGUCAGAAGACUGAAAGACAGGCUCGAUGAACCUGAAGAAAAAGUUGAAGAAUCCAAGACAAUUGGGAUGGACGAUGUUGCGAUGAAAGACAACGACCUAUUGCUAGACGUCGACUCACGGAAGUUGAGCAAGAUUGAUUCCGUGAACGGUGAUGAAAAUCUGAAACAAAGCAACGGGCAGAUAAAGGAUACUGAAGUAAUAGUAUCCUAUAAGAAAAAGUCUGAUAAGAUUGAGUUAAAUAGUAUCAAUGUUAAUAUUGAGACAUCAACCAGACCUAUUUCUCCAUCCGGAGGAUCAUCCUUAGAUAAACCAUGCUCAAGACCCACGAGUCCAGAAAUCAAUAAAACAACCACACCAAUAAAUGCGGAAGCACAACGACUACCUGAGAGCUACGAGUCACUGGUUACGAAGCCACCAGUACCAGCCCCAAGAAGAAAGUACAGCGCCAAAGGAUUGAAAUUCGUACGGGAACCAACUCCUGGACCGGACUUGGACACAGAGACGAAUGUGGACGUAGAGGAAGCGUUGAAAGCCAAAGAAGAAAUUUUGGAACCAGGAUCUACAGAAGUCGUUCAUAUUCAGACAUCAACUUCUAGCGUGGAAUCGAUUUCUGUGCCAAAUGAAUUGAAAUCGAAAGACCAGGAGAAGCAUAAACUGGAGAAUGGUGGAAAUAAGAACGAAAUAGAUGACCAAAUUUUCGUUGCUUUGAACGAUGAUUCUAGUCGUAAUAUACAGAGUCGUCUGUCCGAUCAUCCUAUAACGGAUGCUGUUACCGAAUGGCUCAGAAAAUCAAAUUCUCCGGAUAUCUUCCUAACACCGAUGGAUUUGGCGAAUAGCGAAACAGAUGAAGAUGAGGAGGACGUAAUGGAUGUGGAUGAGCCGCCAAAAAACUUGCAAGGCAACCCCAUGCCUGCACUAUCUGCUAAUGGCGACGUCGCCGACGACGAGGUGUCGUCGUUGCGCGUAGCCAACCGCGGCGAAUUCGCAAGGACCAAUAUCGAGACUGUGAAAACAGAGAAGAAGAGUAUGAAGCCAGCAGUGGUAGGAAAGAAGAGAAGAUCGAAAGCGUCGGGUAGGAAAACCGGAAGUGGAUCAGAAAAUAAGACUAACUCAAAGAAAAAUUAUAUAUCUGCGCACGUCCACGAGCCCGAGACAAAGGCCAUGAUACGAAAUGGCGAACUGCUGCUGAGAGAUGUUGGUGAGGUUUGCGAAUUGACCGAGGAGGAUAGCGAUGCGGGUAUGAGGGUUGCUUUAAGCUCUCGGAUGGACUCUGAAGGAGUCGACACAGAAUCAACGAGGGGAACGAAUCAGGACCGAGUUAAAAAUAAUGAAGUAAAAAUAGAGUCUGGAUCAUCGAAUGGAAACGAGAAGGAGGUACUCGUUAAAAAGGAUGCAGUGAGCGUUAAAGACAUAAGGACAUUUGAGAGAGGAGAGAUUGUAGUUUCCAUGUCAGGAAAGUUACUUCCUGGAGCCUCCUACGAGGCACUCGUGUUAGAUCAUAGAGUAGCCAACCAGACUGAGUCUAAGAACACGCGUAGAAAUGAUGUUGGUGAAUCAAACAAGAAGGAAGCUCAAGUUUUUGAAAGGAUGCGAGAGAGUAGCAGCAUAGAGGACGACGUCAGUGCAAUGGCCUCAUUAGGUAGUAUCGAGGAACCUGACGUCCUUGAAUGCUGGGAGGCUGAAACGAUUGAACCAGUGACAACGCCAAAGAGGAUGAUGCAGACACGUGGUGUAUCGCAGGACGGAGAGGCCGCGGAAGAGGACGCAGAGGGAGCAGACAUCGCAAGCGUGGAACAUGUAAGAAAAUAUUACAGGUUAGCACGCGAGAGCGCGACCAGUCUCGAAGAAGAGGAAGUAAACGAGACCCGGACACCGGUGAGCUCAUCAAAGUCCCGAACUGUGCCAAACAGUCCAGAACGUAUGAUCGAGAGUCUUUGCAGCGAGGAGAUCCCGGUGAUCGUACCGGCCGAGAUCCAUGAAAAAUUCCUAGAGAAAGACAUAGUGCCCGUCGACGAAGCCUUUGAGGUUUACGAGAGUUGUUACACGGGUAAAACGCCAUUUUUCUCGCUGGACAGCAAGCACGAUAAAUCAAGGCCAAUAUACGGCCAAGAGGAGGAAGGACCCGUACCGUGCAAAGCGGUUUGCUGUAACAUACAGUAAAGCUCGCAUCACUAUAAUCGCGUCUCGCCAUUAUACCUAGCGCGCUCUAGCGCAUAUAUGGCGAAAGUUCGAUAACAAUCAAUAUCUAUCAUGACUAUAAUUAAGAAAACAAUACAAGGAAUCAUGAUAUUCUACUUUUUACAUCAAUAUCCUACUUUCGCCAUGCUGCCACAACCGUGAGAGAAGCACUCAGCGGCCUGUAACGAGUGCUGAGCACGAAUAUCAUUACUAAAGGUAAACCAAAAUUUAAUUUGGGUCUUCAUGGAAAACUGCGCGUAAAUGCUCAUUGGCUGUCAUCGUGGUACCGGAUAAUUAGGUUAUAAUGCGUUUUCAUGUCGCUUAUCCAUUCUUGUAAAUAGCUUUCGACGCGACGUCCUCACGCAAUCAUAUUUCGCGGGAAGCUGCCAGUACUCGUAUGUACGUUAUUUAAUGGAAUCGCAAUGAAAUUACGUUAGCUGACGAAAAGGGUGUAAGGGUAUGAUUCAUGUCGAUAUCGCCUUGUUCCAAUGGUGCUGGAUGAAAGAAUUCUAACUGUCGUUUGUUAUGCUGUCGGCGGUAGACGAGUCGAUCGAUGCGCUACUAGCCUUGGAUCUAGGAUGGGUGAUCGUGAGGAAAACUUCAAACGAACGACGAUUGUUAAAAUGGAUUUCGAAUUAAGAGACGGUGUCACGUUGUUAUUGUUAUCGCUCUUGUUAAUUAUACUAUAUAAGCGAGGAAGUAAAAUUGGCGACAUCGUACUGUGCUAAUAUAUAGUAAGUCGAUGGGAUAAUAUUUUGUACGAUCUCCAUACGAAGAACAUUAGAAUUCGAAGUGGGAUUAAUAAGAGUGGCUAAAUUUUUGGCGUACGUGUUAUUAUUGUCGUUACGAAUAUUUGAUCAUGAGAAAAUGGCUCCGAUUAUGCGGCACGCGAAGAACCAUGUUAUUGUAGAGAUAUAAAUCGUAAUUUCGAUUACCAUCCAAUUGGUCCGGAACUAGCGAAGAAGAAAUAUUAAUAAUUAGUAAUUAUUAACGCAUACCGAACCUUGUAGAAUCCGAUUAAUCAACCAAGAUUUGCGUUAGUUAGACGUGACAACCGAUAACAUUGGUGCAGAUUGCAACCUUCGAAUACGAGUUAGAAAUAGACCCAGAGCAGUGUAGAGUAAAAAAAAGAGACGAGAACAGAAAUGGGGAAAAAAUAAUAGUUAGAGAAAAAAAUAAUUGUAACUUGACAGUCUUUGUAGUUGUUUCGGUAGACUCGUUGUAUCGAGAUUAACGUAACGUGUACAUAGGCAAGGUUAUGCUGAUGAACGAGACUAUAAUUGUCUCGUGAACGUUAAUGAAUUGCAAUGGGGCGCGUAUGAAGUGUAUGAGAGAAGAAAAUCAGCAGGAUAGGAGGCGAAAAGGAUAAAGAUAGAAAAAGAAGAAAAAUAAAUGGAAAAACAGGGAACGAAUGACCAAGGAAUGUUGGAAUAACGAUAAAUUUGAUGCCAUUUACUCAAGAGAUUCUAAUCGAACAUUAGAUAAAAACAUACUAAACGUAAAUAUACGCAUGUACUUACACAUUACAUACGCGAUAAAAAGACAAGAAAAUAUUGCACACGUUAUGACAUAGCUCACGCUUUUAAGUUAGUUCCGUGCCGGCUAGUCUGUAAACCUCAGGAUGAGUACAACGUAAAAGUUGGUUACAUUAGGACGUGGUUCGCGUUCUAAAUACGUAUCCCAUAUCGUAAUAUGCAAGAGAUACCUCAUAGAGCUGUGUAAAUAAGCAGCUGUUCGUUUGCUCGUUUGUGAAGGCAGUUAAAUGGGAGAAGGAAAUUCGAAAGGAAAGAAAAGAACAUAAAGUUGAAGGAAGUAAAAGAGAGAAAGUGAAGGGAAGGAAUUCAAGUUUGAAUUAAUGACGAAUAGUAAGGGGGGGGGGGGCAUAGGUGCAAAUCGUUCCUGCGAAAAGCUCUAGUUUCCGCUAUGGUGUAAUUCGUUAAUAGCGACGACGAUGAUAAUUCGUACGAAGCGGAAUAUUUCUGCGUGGGGAUAUAUCACGUGACGGUCGUCAGUUCGCAUUCAUCGCCACCAACAAAAAAGUAAUACGUUAAAGAUAGAUAUGAUAUAUCGCUAUUAUAAAAUGCGCGUUGCAUCAAAUGUGUGCCUUAUUCUGUGGCGGCCAUUUUUGUAACCAUUUCCGAAACAAGCACCUUGAUAGUAAAGAGGCGACAGGCAAACGUCAGAUAAAAGAAACAGGUUCAGACUAAUUUAAAAAAAUGCAAGGGCAAGAAACAAUAAGGGGGAAAAUAAUAUUAAUAUUAAUAGUAAUAACAAAACUAAGAGACAGCCGACUGUCGUUCAAACACCAUCGUUGACAAUUUUACCUAGGCAUGCAUACUCGAUGAGAAGAACAAAAAGGAAAAUUAAAAAAAAAUCAUCCUGUCAUUUCAUACUGUGGACACGUUCAUCAAGUUCACUUCUUCGUACCUACGUGUACACGUGCAUUACAAAAUACAAAGAAGCAUACACAUACACAUUAUGCCACACACAUCCAUUUAUACAUACACCCACACACAUUUAACACGUGACGUGUUACUACUGUACAAUUACACUUUAGUUGUAUUGAAAUAAACGUGUAAGAAAUAACUGUACUUCAAUUUUGUUGUGUUUUUGCUUAAAAAAUAUUAAUAAAUCGAUUCGAUUGAA